Botrytis deweyae is the source of this 2448-nucleotide messenger RNA. RefSeq lists its product as uncharacterized. The record is from RefSeq and is a predicted model, not a curated record. Bases 1 to 2448 code for a protein of 815 amino acids. The transcript has 3 exons. Lineage: Eukaryota; Fungi; Ascomycota; Leotiomycetes; Helotiales; Sclerotiniaceae.
AUGGCUCACCGAUUUCCCAUCUUCGAUACUUGGAAGUCUUACAAAGAGCUGGAAAAGAGGUUUUUCGGGUGGCUCGUGAAAACAGCAUCUGCAAUAGAACAAGAUCUCAAGUCCCCUGGCUCUAUGUCUCGACUUGAAUACAUCAGGAGACUUACCAAGGUUGUCACUAGCGAGAAACAAGAGCUACCAAGUAACGUUCGAGACGAUCUAGCUCAAGUUAUAUCUAAACGCAAGGAGGCAGCGGAAUGGUAUGGACGUAACAACCAGGCAGAUGAAGGCCACAUGCAUUAUUUGGAAAUGUUGCAAGAGAUAUUGAAACUAUUCGAGGAUCUCUACUCCAAGGACCGAAAUGUGGCACUGGAUGAUGAGGCUAAUCGGAAAACCCAAAUUGAUUCGGAGAUCACCAACGAUGAAGGAGUCACCAACAACCAAUUCGGUAGCUUGGAGAUUGAAAGUACUAACCUAUCAUCCUCGGAUUCGGAUAGUGAUGGAGAGAUAAAUUCAACUGGCGGUCGUGCAAGAAAUUACAGAAAGCCAAAGGCAAAUAAGAAAGGAAAGAAUGCUAAAAAUCCAAAGAGUGGAAUGAUUGGAAAGAACAAAAUUGAGAUACCGAUAAAGGAACAAACCACGCGAUUAGAAGCAGAUGCUUCCGAUCCAUUCGACGAAUACAUGAGAGUUUACUUCUUUCUCAAAGGUAUAAGUACCAUGAGAACCUAUCUACUCGAACAGUGGAGCGACUACUCAAUCGAACUUCUCAGUCUAGCAAACGUCUCAUUUAUCACGAAUCUAGCAAUGGGAAUUCUCCAGAAGUCCGAGAAAGUUUUGCUUUCCAAUCUACCAAGUGGUAAACAAAGCUAUGAAAGCAUUGCAAAUAUCAUGUAUCCGGAUGUCAACAAGUUGAUGGAGAAAAUCAAAAAAGCAGGCGCCACUGACUUCAACGAAUUGAUGCAUUUCAAUGAUGAAAGUAAGGACAGCCAAGAGCAUAAUGCUGUUGUUAAAAUUGAGGACUAUCUGUGCUACACCACAUGGUCGAUACUAUCUGAAUGGCGUGGAGAUUUCUCAGUGGAUCAACACCAAAGAAUUCCUAUUCAUCGACUGGUCGCGCCGGAAGAUAACAAGAAGUUCACCUUGGAAGAUAAGAUUGAUCUUAAUCGCAACAUCUUACACGAAUUACUUUAUGAGGUCUGGCACCUCAAGAAAGAGAUGGAUAAACACGAUCGUAGGAACUAUUAUCCAGAUGAGUUCACGAAUGGUAUCCAGGAGUUUCUAAAGAAUAAAAAAAUUCCAAUAUGGUUAGUCUUCGCGGCACAGAUCAUGUGCGACAUUCGGUUCAUUCUGGGGAAGGAAGUAGUACAUUGCCACGAUGAGGCUGUUUUGUUUUCUAGUCAUAUGUUACAGCUUCUGCACAAUUACAUCAUGACAGAAAGGCUUCACAAGUUGAAUUGUUUACAUUUUGUAACGUAUGCACUUUAUAACGAUCUGUGGAGGUACAACUUGAAAGACUGGAUGAGUCCGAAUUUUGACCCUAAGUCCGAUGACUGGGAGAAGCAUCCCCCGCCAAUUUCAAAGAAAAACCAUGAGAAAUUCUCCUAUCUACGCCGGAAUCCUAUUAUGUGUGGGCUGUUGAUCUUUGGAAACACGAUAAGAUAUCAUGAAGCGGGAGUUCAUCAUGCAGCCUUUGAACCUAGUACAAUUAGCUGUAUACAUCUUUACAACGCACUUCGUCAAGAGUCGCGGAAAGAUUUGGAUGAAUAUCCCGAGUGGAAAGAUAUGGAAUUUCUCAUCUUGAUACAACCAGUGGAUCAAUUAUUCAAUCAAAGGGAUGAGCCUUCCAAUUCGAAUGACUAUGUUGUGAGCUUUGAGAAAAAGAUUCAAAAGCGAUAUCCAACAGCGCUAGGGUUGAAGCGUAUUUCGAGGCUUGCCAAAUACUUUCACCGCACUUACUGUUUUCUGAAAUAUUGUGAUCAUCAUGGGUGCUCGGCUGAUUUUAAAAGUUUGUUUAUCGCAAUGCACAGCGACAAAUUGGAUGAGCUACUACUCAGUUUGAAGACCAUCUUCCCCGGGAACCAACUUUCUCCUCCACCUUCAGAUGAGGUGCCCAGCAAUUUCUCUAACUGUAUUGAAGAUCUAAAUGACAGAAUGGAACUGGAGUUUUUAGACAAGGAACCAAGCAAAUGGAAGAAAGUUGAAUUUCUCAGAGCUAUGACUAGACUGAUGGAAAAAGAAUCCCUCUUUCUGUACUUCGAUUGGCACGGAGUUCUCGUUGCAUGCAGACAUGUGCUUAAGAGGUUGGAUGAGGAGUUCCGAUCAGAAAUCGACGGAGCGGCGUCUGGAAUUUCUCUUUUCCCCAACGCUUCAGAUUCGGGUCAGGUGAUCCAUUUCCUAUUGACACGGUUAGGAGAUUUGGUAGGGCCUGGAGCUGGCCAGGGGAAGACAAACACCUGGUGA